Teleopsis dalmanni is the source of this 1494-nucleotide messenger RNA. RefSeq names its product methenyltetrahydrofolate synthase domain-containing protein-like. The record is from RefSeq and is a predicted model, not a curated record. The coding region runs from base 199 to 1494 and encodes 431 amino acids. Gene Ontology annotation, cellular component: cytoplasm. Lineage: Eukaryota; Metazoa; Arthropoda; Insecta; Diptera; Diopsidae. The transcript is spliced from 2 exons.
UCAGAAAAGUAAUUGAGUUUUCGGGGGAUAUAUUAUAUCCCAUUAGAAAAUAAUCGUUUGUUUUUGCAUUUAACUACAAAAUUUUAACUUUUGCCGUUAGUGUUAGUGUAACAGACUUAACUUAAAAAAGGCAGUUUUGACAAAAAACCACUAAGGAAAUUUGAAUAUAUUUCAUUUGUUCCAAGAAUCGCCUUAAAAAUGUCAAAAGAAAAAUAUAAGAAAAUUAAACGCGAUGCAAAAUUGCUAAUUAGUAAGCGGCAAUACCGCCUAAAAAUGUGGAAGAAACUUGAGAAAAACAGUUUUGGUCCGGAAAUCACUAGAAUAUACAAUAGAGUACCGGAUUUCCAUUCUAAUAAAAAAGCGUCUAAAAUUUUAACUUCUACUUAUGAAUUCAAAAAGGCCAAGAAUAUUUACGUUGAAGUAGAAAAGAGCUUACGCCAUGCUAAGGUGGAAGUGUUAAAAGCUAAAAAAAAUUUAUAUUUGCCCUCUAAAUCGGAAACCACUAUUCUUGAGAAAAUCGUGUUGCCAUCCGAUAAAAAGAACUUAACAUUAAAGGAUGCGUUGCGUUUGGAAUAUUCUCCCAAAUAUCAUACGGAUAUUACAUUGGAAAAUAAAAUUGAACUAGAUAUGGUAAUAAUUGGAUCAGUUGUCGUAUCUCGCGAGGGUUACUGUAUUGGACGUGGAAACGGUUAUACCGACCUAAAUAUUGGACUACUGCUUGAGUGUGGUAUGGUCACAUCAAAAACAAUUAUCGUCACCGUUGUGUCCGACAUGCAAGUUAUCGAAGAAAUAUCUCCAAUCCUUUUUAAGCCCUAUGAUAUUGGAGUUGAUAUAAUUGUAACCCGUACACAGAUAAUACGAGUUCCUCAACGCUUACCACGUCCUAGUGGUAUUUUUUGGGAACUGCUGUCUGAAAAACGAAUGAACAAAACACCAUGUCUACACAUGAUAAAAAAAUAUUUAACUAAAUCAGGCAAAGAAAUUAAUUUCAAAGAAAUCGAUACUGACCUUAAAGAAGAUGAGCAUGAAUACCAAAAGAGAAAAAGGCAUAGAAAAACAAAGAAAGCUCAUACGAUUCGUUACCAUAAGAGUAAGAACAAGGAUCGCAAGGGCAGAGGCAGAAAGUACUAUAUAAAGCUUUAUAAUAUUUCCUCGAAAGUGCGAGAAUGGGAUCUGAGGGACGCACUACGUAGACGUCAUAUACGUCCAAAUGGGAUAACUUGGCAGGGCAAUUAUGGAAAGUGCGUUCUUUAUUUUACUCGCAGUCGAUAUGGCCGUUACACUAAGAACAAUAUGAUAAGGAUUGCCAACAUAUUAAAAAAAUUAUCGUUUCUGGUAAAAAGGAGGUGCUCUUGUGGAAACUCAAAAUGUAAAAGAAUAAUUGUAAAAAAUAAUAUCAUGCAUGUGAAAUUGUAUCAAUAUGAUGCAAAUGUAAAGAAAUUAGAGAUCGAUUCCAAUUCUUCUGAAUCGAUGUCUCACUCCGAUAAGGACUAA